CAAUGUAUUUCACUGUGUUGAUGUCAUGGAGUUAAUAAUGGUUGAUGUUGAUUAAAUCAUAGACCUUGAAUGAAUUAUCGGCCGCUGUCAAAUUUGUAGACGUACUUGUUGAAUAUUGUUUAAACUUAGAAAAAUUAAGAUAAAUCUGUGUUAAAUAUGUAACGAACGACUUCAGGGCUUCCUUAUAUAUUACAGAAUAUCGUACAUGAAAUGUAUUUUUGAAGUGAGAAGUGGAAGAUGGAGUUGAAUAUAUACAUAUGUUUCGUUUUAAUUUUUUCGCCUGUAUUGGGUCAAUUUUACGAAGACAGGAGGUGCCGAUGCAUAUGUCCAAGUCUCGCUGCCGUUUUGAACAACAGCAUGACCACAGAUCGAAGAUUUUAUACCGAUAACGUUCCACCCAUAAAGUGCAAUUGCGAAAACGUUGUCCUGCCGAAAGUCAGCACCGAGCUUAAAGGACACGAACUGGAGUUUUGCCCUCGUUGCGAUUGUCACUUUGAAAUUCGUAACACUACCGUUAUAAAAGUGGUCGUCAUAAUGGUAUUAUGGGUGUUAACGUUACUCUUCGGCUACAUGGGCUUCCUGUUGUGCCUUGAUCCUCUGAUCAACAAGAAAAAAGUCAAGUUCUACCAGGAACACAGCUCGGAAGAGGCACGUACGCUACUGAUGCAGGGUGAAGAUGUCGAAGACUGAAAGGGUAUAUAUAUAUAUUUACUAAACAUAAAAUGACAGAGCAUAUAUUCUUGUAUUAAUCUCGUGAAUUAUAUAUAUUCUUUACAAAUGUAAACCUGUUAUCGUUUAGUAAUAUAAUAUUGUAGUUAUAAAUCGAGAGAAAAAGAAAAACUAACAAAAUAGUAGAGUAGAAUAGAGUAUGCUUUGUUGUAAACGAAAAUGAACACGAAUGAAAAAAUAUUGAAAAGUACAUGGCCAGUUUCUUCCAGAGAACGAUCAGGCGGAAUAAUUUAAGUUUUUGCUUUUAUUCGCUCGGUAUGUAUGUAUCUAUGUUUGUAUCUAUAGGAAUCUUUUGAACGUUUACGAGCGCGGCGUUUGGAACACCGUCGAAAUAUCGACGGCACUCGUAAAUGUUAAAAACGCUCUAAGAAUCCUUCGAAUAAUAGUGUUUUUAAUGCAGAUAGUCGCGAAAGUUGGAAACAAUUCACAAUGCAUAGUUUAACUAAUGCCUUGGAACACAAUAAUGGUCUUAAAUUAAUUACGAAAGGUGAACAACAGAAACGGAAUUACUUUUAAUGUACAUUACGGUUCUUAGAUAAUAAAAUUUUAUAUGAACAAAGUAACCUUAUGAAAUGUAAAAAGAUUAAGCGCUUGAAAUCUUGACAAUACCUCUCGAUAUGAACAUAGUUUAUAGACAGAAUUUCUUAAACGUUAACGGACGAUGUUAGUGCACUCCUCACUGAUCGGGGCACGCUUUGAGCUUGCACUUAUCAGUUUGGUAACGUACCGAUAUUGCAAGUAUAAGCGUGAUUAGUCAGAACUUUGUAUUUUGAGAGAAAAUUACUUUAUAUUGUUGUCCUCGGCAAUUGUAAAAAUAUGGCUAAUAUAUGUAAUUGGGUGAUGGCUUCCACGUUGUGCUCUCUAGGUGCUCUCGGAACCACUUGAUAACGAGUGAGCAGUAAGCUUGUUUGCCUUAGAAGAAGAGAUACUAAUCAAGCGAUUACUGGCGAUGCGAUAACAUAUGAGAAUUAUCAGGGGUUUUCGUUUCUCGAUUUAUAUAAAAUAGACAUUAAUGAAUUCACUCCUAAUGAAAUUUUAUUGAAGAAUUAAAGUACAAUAUUUUUCUAUAUUACGGAGAUUAUUUUAUAAAAUCCGUAAAAAAAAGCGUUAUGAGAACAAUUUUUAUAUCUACCGUCUUACUUAUAGAAUCAUACUAGGGGUGUUCAAUAAAAAGUGUUAAUGACUAUGACGCAAUUAUCUUUUAUUAAAUAUUAUUUGAUUCAUUUAGUCACGUUUCAGAUUUAUUCGAUUUGUAUAUCUUUUUUCUGAGGGUAAAAUUCACUUUUAAAAAAAGUCUUCUUUAUUCCUUAAAAAAUCACAUGACGUAACCGAGAAUUACUUCUAUUUUUAAAAAACAAAAGACAAUUGAUUGCUUUAUAUUAUUGUUAUAUCUAAUGCCUGGGCCAUGCCUGCCAGUAUUUAUUUUUUUUGUCCAAAGAGAAUGUAUCGCAUUACCAUUGUUUAUUGAACACCUCGCGUAUAAUGUUUCUUUAGAAGUUUUGUGGAAAAUAUAUUUACUUUAAAAUUACGUUGACCACUUCACAUUAGGUGGCCAAUCAACAUGUUACGCAGUAUUCGUAGACAAAAAAAUCUUUAUAAGGUUUACUAUCAGAGGAAAUACUUUUUAGCCAAUUAGUGGAAAUCGCUUGAACGAUAUUUACAAGAUAAGUACACGAAUUUAGUUGAUAAAGAUGAUAUAAAAGCAAUUAGUGAAUUAGCAGUAACAUUAACAGUUUUUUAUCUACCUAUCUGCCUGUAGCCUCGAGGGGUGAAGACUGGUGGGUGAGCACGUUGGCUUAACCUGUAUGUUUAGUGCGAGUUUUUUAACGUUCUCGAUAGCGUAAAAGUUAACUGAAAUUUGUAUGGAGUUGGAACAGCGCCCCUAGCGGCAAACGUAGGACUUGUUCAAACUCCAUACAAAUUUGAGUUAACUUUUACGCGAUCGAGAAGUUAAAUAAUUCGCACUAAGCACACUGGACUGACUUUCUAACAACUAGCCCUAACAAGAACAGCGCUCGCAAAAUCGACCGACCGACCGACCACCGGAUCGGAAUCGCGACCCACUGACAAAUUCCGACGAGAAACUAAAAUUAUUAAGAUAUACAUUAUACAAUAUUUCCUGUGCACACAUUAUGUACUUAUUUGCUCAGUAACAACGAUUAAAUGCUCAAAAUAUGUUUAAAAGUUAGAUUUUACUGUAUGUAGAUGGUUUUACACGAACGCUUCUAAAGUAAUUUUGUAUUCGUUCUUAUGCUGAUAUAUUAUUUACAAAUAGUGGAGCAUGACGGCUUUGCUAUAAACAAAAGCAAGGCUUUUAUUAGUCGUGAAUAAUUAUUCAGAAUAAAUUCAUUAAAUGACGAAAAAAUAUUAAAAAAAAACAGUAAUAAUGGUACCAAGGUACGGUACUAUUAUAUGUGUUAACGAGAAAAAUAAAAGUAACUUUUUUGUAAUAAAAUCUUUUGUUUAAUGCAAUGUUUUCGAGUAUGUUCUAAGCAAUAGUUUAUUGACCUCGUCGAAACAGUAUACGUAAAAUAAAAAAGUAAUGUGAGUAUAUUUGUAUGACUUUUUGUAUGAAGUCUUGCAACACCAUAUAAGUUGUAUGAUUUGGAGGGAUAACGUUUUUUCCCGUGUACUGAAUUGUAUUAUUGCGUAUUAUACACAAAUCCAUCACACAAAAAACUCAUAUUUUGCUUAAAAUGCAGGCAAAUGACGAGUUACAGAUACCCUUGCACUAUAUUUUAUUGUAUAUUUUACAGAUUACAUAAAAACCAUGAUACAUAUGUACAUAAUUAUAUCGAGUUGUGAAAGGCUUUUUGGGUUAAGUAAUAUUUUUGCUACUUUACAGAAGAGUCAUUUAAAGUUUAAAAUUUGGAAAAAAACAUCGUAAGAAAAAAUUUCUUCAGCUAUUUGAAUGGAGUAAACUUAAUUGAAGUUCAAUUAAAAACAUCGAACUGUUAAUGCUGAUACCAAAUAAAACGAACCUUUAAUUACAAAAAUAAAUAUCGCGUGUUAAACGAAAUUUCGCUUAGACCAAAAAGCAUUUCACCUCUCGAUAAUUUUAUGUAUUAUAUUUCAAAUUCGAUUCGAUGAUGUGAUUAUUAUUGUUAUUAUAUUAACCUCGUAUUAAACAAACCACGAAUCAUCUAACUAAUGUUAUGACCUACCAAAUGGUUUGGCUUAUAAUGAUUUUAAGUUUUUCUGUGUAAGGUUUUUAUGUACCAAGUAAUAAUAAUAUAAUAAUUAGGUACGUUAUUAGUCUAAGCAAAAUAUCGACUUUGCUAUAGUGAAAGGUGUGGGGCUCGGGGAUUGUAUAGAUUUUACUCUAAUAUUACUAUGGAGAGUAGAAGUAAUAAGCACACUGUGUAUAAAAAAUGUCCAACCAGAAGCGACCAAUUAGAGAGGAAACUUCAAGUUUUAUUUUAUUUUAUAAAUAAUAAAAUAAUAUGUAUUUCGUUUUUAUGUAUAAAUAAAAAAUAAUCAUCAUCAGCCCACAUUCGUCCACUGCUGGACAUAGGCCUCUCCCAAUCCACACCACUGAGUCCGGUCUUCGGCUCUCCUCAUCCACUUCUUGCCGGCUACCAAAAAUAAUCUUCUUUUUCUCCACCUUAUCCCACUAGGUGGGGCGUCCGCAAAGCUAUCCAUCUCUUCCAUUCUCUUCUAUCAGCCGUCAUCUCAAUACUCACUCCUCUCUCUCUCUCUCUCUCUCUCAUAUCGCUAUUCACACACUCCAUCCAUGUCUUCUUCGGUCGACCUCUUCCCCCUCUACCUUGCACUACCAUUUCCAUCUCCUAGUCAUAUGCGUUUUCUCUCUACGCAUUACAUGUCUAUACCACGCUAACCGUCCGCUCUUUAAUUUGUUAAUUACCGGGGCUUUCACACUUCCUCUAGUAAAAAUAAUAAUAUAUACAAUUCUGGUCAUUUAAGUAAGAAUGAUUUGAAAUCUUUAUUUAAUAAAUAGCCACGAAUAAAGCAAACGUGAUAAGGAAAAAGAAUAAGUCGUUAACUAUUUUUUUGGUGAAUUUAAUUAAUUAUCUAUAGUGACAAAUUCUAGUAGUAUGUAAUGCAACUGAAUAAAUAAUUAAGAACGAUUUGUAAAUAGUUCUUAGUUUGAAAAAAAAAUCCCCUUAAAUAAGCGUCUUAAUUGUAUUAUCACCGCUUUAUAUAUAUAUUAAAUUUUUGCGCUCCUAAGACUGAUGUCAGACUAAAUUAUAUGUACAAAACAUGUGGAUUCUGGACCUCAAAGUCCAAAAUUGUUCCAAAAUUAUUAAAUUUUUCAAUUCGGCCCCCUUCACUCAAUUUACAACUGCUGCAGACACAUGAUACCAUUUGCUACUCUAGCGCUAUUUUGGUGGAUUUUUGGGUCAUUAUUUACUGUUUACAGCUUAAUACAAUUCUCCUUACUUCUACCCUCCAUUAUUACAAUAGCAUUUAAAAAAAAAAUAGACUCGUUUUUAAACUGACAGAGCAAUUGAAUUUAUAGGAUGUAAAAUACUAAAAUACUAAACCAAAACACAAACAUCUUUAUUCUUCAAAUUUUCAGUCAGUAUAAGAUUCACCUCAAUGGAUAACUUUAUGUGAUAGAUCAUUAUGAAUGAUCUCUAGUUCUCUAGUGUACUUAAAGCUGGCCAUUAAGAGUUGGUUUUGUAAUUUUUGUCAUUACCAUUUUUAACUAACAUCACAUUUCUGUGAAAUUUUAUUUAUUAACGUAUUAUAUUGUUUAACUUUGUAAUGUUUUUGUUUGUCUAUUUCAUAAAAAUUAUUUAUUAUUAAUGUGAGGUAUUUAGAAAAAAAUUUUUUCUUUCUGUUUGAACUAUUCGGAAUCAAAUAGGAAAAACCUAUUUAAAAACAUGAACAUAUAUGAUUUAGUAUACAUUUUUUUUAAUUAAGAAAGUAACACAAUUUGCUUAUGAAUGUAGCCAAGAUUUCAGUAUUUGAUUAUACAAUAUGAAAUUAUAUGUUUAAAAUAUGUACAUUCAUCAUGUAACUUUGUAAGUACAUAAAUCGUUGUUGGUAUAAUAAAAUAAUAAUUCAUUUAAAUUAUAAUAUAAUUUUCAUAUUAUAGUGUAUUAAUGUAAAUAUGUACGAAAAUUACUAAUAAUAUGUAAGGAGAGAAAUCGUAUUUUUGAUGUGUCAUUGUUGUGCGAUUAUAUGAAGCUAUACGUCAGCUAAUAUGCCAUCAAACUUUUAUUUUUCAUGGAACAGCAAUGGCACGAUAAGAUGUUUUCAUAAAAUGUCGAAAUUCAUAAUGCGGCGUAGUGUUUCAGUUUAAAAGGCAAUCUGACAUUGUUACUGUAUAUAUUAUACUCGAAGGCUCCGAAUGUUUUCAGUACAGGUAACCCUCCCAUAACAAGGUAGAUACGUUCCUAAAAUUCCCGGGUUAUUCCCAUAUAUCGUGUGUUCAUAGUGCUUAAAAAACAAGUAGGCAGCGGCCUGGCUCUGCCCCUGGCAUUGCUGAGGUCUACGGGCGACGGUAACCACUCACCAUCAGGUGGGCCGUAUGCUAGUCUGACUACAACGGCAAUAAAAAAAUGUAAAGGGGUUUUUGGGCAAUUUUUGUUUUAAUGUUAAAGUUUGAACCGCGUUAUAAGGUUACCUGUAGUUUUUUUGCAGCGAGCAGUUCAACGUCUUUUCAUACGUUUUUGAUAUUAAUGAACAAUGUGCCUUGUUCAUGUUUGGUUUACGUACACUGAUAACUUAGUCUUGUUUUAUAUAUGUACUCGACGGCUAAAAUUUACGAUUCUUGUACCAAUCAUAUUAUACAACAUCUAUAUUUGUUUUCUUAAGUCUAAAUAGACAAUUGAAACCACGAACAAUUAUUUUAAAUGUUUAAUAAAGUA
Bombyx mori (domestic silkworm) is the source of this 6566-nucleotide messenger RNA. RefSeq lists its product as uncharacterized. Gene Ontology annotation, cellular component: lysosomal membrane. The transcript is spliced from 5 exons. NCBI's taxonomy places the organism in Eukaryota, Metazoa, Arthropoda, Insecta, Lepidoptera, Bombycidae. The record is from RefSeq and is a predicted model, not a curated record. Bases 238 to 690 code for a protein of 150 amino acids.